This is a messenger RNA of Heterotrigona itama, 1155 nucleotides long. Lineage: Eukaryota; Metazoa; Arthropoda; Insecta; Hymenoptera; Apidae. The record is from the annotation of a GenBank genome assembly.
AUGGCUGCACGAUCCGUUAUUAAAUAUUUACGUCCGAAAACUGUUGUACCCCAAAUUCACAGAUGCGCAUCGUUGUCUGCAUUUGAAAUACAACACAAAACCCCAACUAUCAAAAAAGUAAUGCCCAUACCAAAAGCCCAUUAUGGAGGACGACAUACAGUUACCCUUUUGCCUGGUGCUGGAAUUGGCCCAGAAUUGAUGAACUAUGUGAAAGAGGUUUUUAGUUAUGCAGGUGUACCAGUAGAUUUUGAGGAUGUAGAAAUUGAUCCAAAUGCAAAUGAUAACGUUGAUUUAGAUUAUGCUAUUACAUCAAUUCGUAGGAAUGGUGUAGCACUGAAAGGAAACAUCGAAACUCGUAGUACAGAAGCUGGUGUACUCUCCCGAAAUGUUGCUCUUCGAAACGAGUUAGAUCUUUAUGUAAAUGUCUUGCAUUGUGUAUCGUAUCCUGGGGUAAAUUCACGACAUAAAAAUAUUGAUAUUGUUAUUGUUAGACAAAAUACAGAGGGAGAAUAUGCUAUGUUAGAGCAUGAAAGUGUCAAUGGUGUUGUAGAAAGCAUGAAGGUUAUUACAAGUGUUAAUUCUGAACGUGUAGCAAGAUACGCAUUUGAGUAUGCUAAACGAAAUGGAAGAAAAAAGGUUACCACAGUUCAUAAAGCAAAUAUAAUGAAACUUUCUGAUGGGUUGUUUUUAGAAAUAUCAAAAAAAGUUGCAAAAGAUUAUCCAGAUAUUACUCAUAAUAAUAUGAUUAUUGAUAAUACGUGUAUGCAAUUGGUCUCCAAUCCACAUCAAUUUGAUAUAAUAUUAACAACCAAUUUAUAUGGAGCAAUUGUAUCAAAUGUAGUAUGUGGUUUAUUAGGUGGUGCUGGAUUAUUAGCAGGCAAAAAUUUUGGUGAUCAUUAUACAAUUUUCGAACCAGGUACUCGUAACACUGGUACAGGUAUUGCCGGAAAAAAUAUUGCUAAUCCUAUUGCAAUGUUAAAUGCUGCUGUUGAUAUGUUACGUCAUCUUGGACAUAAGCAUCAUGCUUCUUUAAUUCAGAAUGCCAUCAAUAAAACUAUAAACCAAGGUGUGCAUACUCGUGAUCUUGGUGGACAAGCUACCAGUAGAGAAGUUGUUGAUACCAUUAUGAAACACAUUAAAACAGCAUAUGAUUAA